AUCAUAUAUUUUGGUGCAAUUAUUUCGAUAUUUUUUAAUGGCUUUUAAAAGGAGCAAAGACGAAGGGUGUUGUAGUGUUAAUCUAUUGAAAUAUAUUAUGUUCACAUAUAAUUUCUUUUUUUGGUUGAUAAGCCUAUGUCUGUUGGGUCUUUCUUUAUGGGUCUUGUUGUCCAAACAUGCCUAUUUAACAUUGCUGAACACUAAUCAAUUUAUUAUAUCAACAAGUUUGAUGAUUGGAGUAGGGGUUACAGUUAUAUUUGUAGGCACCAUUGGCUGUGUGGCUAUUUGGAAAGAAGAUAGAAGUCUUAUGAAACUAUAUAUUUUUCUUUUGCUGGUCAUAUUUAUAUGUCAAUCUCUAUCUGGGGUAUUAGCAUACUUAUAUCAUUUCAAGAUACAUAAUGAAUUAUCAAUAAGCUUAAAUUCUACAUUCUUGGAAAAUUAUAAUAUUGAUCCCCAAAAAACUAAAGCCAUUGACGUAUUGCAGAUCAAACACAAAUGUUGCGGUGUUGAUUCUUAUAUGGAUUGGAAAAAUAGCUCUUGGUUUCAAGAUAAUCGCCUCUCGAUAAACAUUACCGUGCCGGACUCUUGUUGCAAGACUAUCACUCCCUUCUGUGGCGUCAGAGACCAUCCAUCCAAUAUUUAUUAUGAUGGUUGUAUCGAUAAGUUCGUUGCUAUGCUGAAAGAGAACCUCAUUUUGAUCAGUUCCGUCGGAAUAGGAUUCUGCAGCAUUCAAAUUUUGGGACUCGUAUUUUCCACGUGUUUGGUCGUUAAGCUGAAGAAAUUUGAAGGCUUUACAGGUCUCUACGCCUAUUAAAUCACUUAUCAAACUAUCGAUUCUUAUAGCUUUUUAAAACUAGUUGAAAAAUUCUCAUUAUAAAGAAACAACCAAAUCAAUAUUUUUUACCAAGAUACUUUUUUAAUUUUAUCUAUAUUAAAAAAAUAUAUUUUUUUUAUAAGAAAUUUAUUUAAUUUUUUUGAUAUGUUUAUAUUUAAAUUUUAUGAAUUUUUUUAUAUUAUGAAGAUGCAAUCUCGAAAUUUAUUCUUCCAAUUUGUGCUAUAUAAUCAUUUUUUUAUCAUUUUAUUUUAAAUUAUAAAAUUAUUCUAACUGUUUAUUUAUGCAAUUUUUUUGAUAUAUAACUUACGGCAAAUUAACACUUAGACCAUUUUUAAGAAAAUGAUAUAAUAUUUAUUAUUUUAUUGUUCAAACAAGGAUUUUUUU
This is a messenger RNA of Gordionus sp. m RMFG-2023, 1219 nucleotides long. Its product is annotated as CD151 antigen-like. The coding region runs from base 38 to 814 and encodes 258 amino acids. NCBI's taxonomy places the organism in Eukaryota, Metazoa, Nematomorpha, Gordioida, Chordodea, Parachordodidae. The transcript has 7 exons. Gene Ontology annotation, cellular component: plasma membrane. The record is from RefSeq and is a predicted model, not a curated record.